Plectropomus leopardus (leopard coralgrouper) is the source of this 1023-nucleotide messenger RNA. RefSeq names its product PAXX non-homologous end joining factor (gene paxx). Gene Ontology annotation, biological process: double-strand break repair via nonhomologous end joining. The record is from RefSeq and is a predicted model, not a curated record. Lineage: Eukaryota; Metazoa; Chordata; Actinopteri; Perciformes; Serranidae. Gene Ontology annotation, molecular function: molecular adaptor activity. Gene Ontology annotation, cellular component: site of double-strand break; nucleus; nonhomologous end joining complex.
UCCCAUGGAUGUAUAAACAGGGAAGUCGGCUGUUUACGUGUGUUUAUUGUCUCUCUUUCUUCGCAGUGAACCGGAAACAUGGAUGUGUCGCAAACAUCAUACUGCACUGUGUUGGAUAAAAAGAAGCAGUCUAAAUUUAUCUGCUAUACACGCAGGAAAGACGGAAUAUUCAAUAUUUGCUCUGCUUCCUCUGAGUCUCCUCCAUGCUGCUGAGGUCAUUUCCCCUCCCUCAGCUCACAGUUUGACAGAUGCUGCUGAUGUUUGGAGCAAAGAGUACACUGAGGACACACUGAACCAGUUUAGACAGAGGUUUGCCUUGAAAUCUACAGAGGAUUACAUCCUGAAACUCAGGUCGGCCUGUGGUAGUGGGGACGUGUCUGUUGAGGUGUCUGACACCAGCGCAGAGCUCCAUGUGGGCUCCAGUGCAGGUGACCUGAGUGUGACCCUGUCCAGGCUGGAGGGCCCACGGGCCACAGAGGAGCUGAAGGAGCUGCUGUUCAGGAUGGCUGACAGCCUCACUCAGCCCGACAGUAAAUGUGGAACCCCGUCUGUCAGUCCUGUGAAAAAUCACCAAAGACGACUCGCAGAGUUUGAGCCCCAGCAGCCGCAGCAGAAUGGCGCUUCAUCAGUGGCGACUAAGAAAAGACUUCCAGGAGCUUCUCUCAUCAACCCAGGAACUAAAAAGAAGCGGCAGGCGACCGGCGUGGCUUUUGACGAUGUGGAUGAAGACUGAUCCUCAGACAACACUUUUUUUCUCCGCCAUGAUCUCACGCUGCUGCUGUACAACCAAACAUGAAUGUUUUUUAAUCCACCAACCCAACAUGAUGAAGUUAAUGCAGAGCUUUUAAAACGACAGCAUGUGUAAAUAUCUGCCUUUAUGGUGUACAAAAUCAGUGAAAACUGGAUGAUUUUUAAUGGUAUUUUAAUGGUUGUUGUUAUUUUAAUGAAUGAUGCUGUUACUUUUAUGACUUUAAUUUGACUUGAAAAAUGAAAUGAAAUGAAAUAAAGAAUAGGUUGAAAUUA